AGCGGGGGGAAGCCCAGGCAGCUGGCGAGUCCUCAGCAGAAUCCUACUGAGCUUUGGAGAGAGAAGCCGGGCCAGGCCCGCCCCGCAGAACUAUUAAACCAGAGCCAGAAAGGGAGCCAGACGCUAGGGGAGGGGAUGACGUACAGAAAAGGCUGCUGCUGCAGUUCUUAUUCAGCAAAAGCCCUGAAUGCAUUUGCACAAGUGGGGCCUGCAGCACAAGCGAGCCCUAAAUGAUCGCCUAGGAGUGAUGUAUCUGUCAGGAGGGAAGAAAUGUUUCCAUGAAGACUGGGAGAGGGAGCAGCUGGAGGUCACCUCCAUGGCCAGGCCGUGGCGCCCAUGGUGUCCUGGAGCUGCUGCAGCCCUGGCUGCCUUCCUGCUCUCAGGCCGUUAGCCGAGCGCAGAGAUUUGCUGUUAAUGAAAUCCGAGAGGAAGCCCUUGCUAUUGGAGCCACACACAUGCUCACACACCGCUCGGGAGGGGGGAAUGGGCGUUUCCUCGGACAGCUUUCAUAGCACCCCUCCCUCCUCCCUCCAGCCUUUUUUGCAGUUCCCAAGGCUUCGUGCUGUCUGCAGCCUUGGAGUGAACUGGUCAGUGUUACCCUCCAGCCAUGGCUGGUUACCUCUCCCCUGGUGCUUAUUACUAUGCCGAAGAACAGGAAUACCUACAGGCUUAUGAAGAUGUCUUGGAGAGAUACAAAGAUGAACGGGACAAAGUACAAAAGAAAACCUUCACAAAAUGGAUAAAUCAACACCUCAUGAAGGUGCGCAAGCAUGUGAAUGACCUGUAUGAAGACCUGAGGGAUGGACAUAACUUGAUCUCCCUUUUAGAAGUCCUUUCUGGGGAUACCUUGCCAAGGGAGCGAGAUUUUUUGAAGACCUUACGGUUGCCCCGAGAGAAAGGUCGGAUGCGUUUUCACAGACUACAGAAUGUACAAAUUGCACUUGACUAUUUGAAAAAACGCCAGGUGAAACUGGUAAAUAUUAGAAAUGAUGACAUAACAGAUGGAAAUCCCAAGUUGACUUUGGGGUUAAUAUGGACCAUAAUUUUGCACUUUCAGAUAUCUGACAUCCAUGUUACUGGAGAGUCAGAGGAUAUGUCUGCUAAAGAGAGACUACUCCUGUGGACACAGCAGACAACUGAGGGCUAUGCUGGAAUCCGUUGUGAAAAUUUCACUACCUGCUGGCGAGAUGGAAAAUUAUUUAAUGCCAUUAUACAUAAAUACAGGCCGGACCUGAUAGACAUGAAUACCGUUGCUGUUCAAAGCAACCUUGCAAAUUUAGAACAUGCUUUUUAUGUAGCAGAAAAACUUGGUGUCACCAGACUUCUGGAUCCGGAAGAUGUUGAUGUCUCCUCACCUGAUGAGAAGUCAGUCAUAACUUACGUGUCAUCACUUUAUGAUGCGUUUCCUAAAGUACCAGAGGGCGGCGAAGGCAUCAGUGCAAAUGAUGUUGAAGUGAAAUGGGUUGAAUACCAGAAUAUGGUGAACUACCUCAUCCAGUGGAUCAGGCACCAUGUCACAAUAAUGUCUGACAGAAUAUUUCCAAACAAUCCUGUAGAGCUGAAGGCACUUUAUAACCAAUACUUGCAGUUUAAAGAAACAGAAAUUCCACCAAAGGAGAUAGAUAAAUCAAAAAUUAAACGUUUUUAUAAACUUCUGGAGGUCUGGAUAGAAUUUGGACGCAUCAAACUCCCUCAAGGCUACCAUCCAAAUGACAUAGAAAAAGAGUGGGGAAAACUUAUUAUUGCCAUGCUGGAAAGGGAGAAAACCCUUAGACCUGAAGUAGAGAGGUUGGAAAUGCUGCAGCAAAUUGCAAACAGAGUUCAGCGGGACAGCCUGGGCUGUGAAGACAAACUGAUACUUGCUCGGAAUGCUCUGCAAUCUGAUGCCAAGCGAUUAGAAUCGGGGCUGCAGUUCCAGAAUGAAGCAGAGAUAGCUGGGUAUCUACUUGAAUGUGAGAAUCUUCUACGCCAACAAGUAAUUGAUGCCCAAAUUCUUAUUGAUGGAAAAUAUUAUCAGGCAGACCAACUGGUGCAGAGGGUUGCAAAACUUCGUGAUGAUCUUAUGGCCUUAAGAACUGAAUGUUCUUCAAUAUUCAGCAAGGGGCACACAUUGACAACAGAACAGACAAAGCUGAUGAUUUCAGGCAUAUCAAGAAGUUUAAACUCAGGAUUUGCACCAAAUUUAAACCCUGAUUUAAACUCCGGAAUGACCCACAGUUUAACACCUAGUUUGACUUCAUCCAGUCUGACAUCAGGCCUCUCAUCAGGCCUUACUUCAAGACUGACUCCGGCAAUCACACCAGCUUAUACACCUGGUUUUCCACCACGGGUAAUUCAAACCUAUGUAACAGGAGUUGACACCAAUGCACUGCAAACACUCAAGCUGAUGCAAAUCCGAAAGCCCCUCAUGAAAUCAGCUUUUGUUGAUCAGAAUUUAACAGAAGAAGAAGUCAACAUGAAAUUUGUUCAGGACCUCUUGAACUGGGUAGAUGAAAUGCAGGUGCAACUUGAUCGAACAGAAUGGGGUUCAGAUCUGCCAAGUGUUGAAAGCCAUUUAGAAAAUCAUAAAAAUGUUCAUAAAGCCAUUGAAGAAUUUGAAUCAAGCCUUAAAGAAGCUAAAAUCAGUGAGAUCCAAAUGACUGCCCCUCUUAAACUCAGUUAUGCUGAAAAAUUGCACAAACUGGAGAGUCAAUAUGCAAAACUCUUGAAUACAUCAAGAAAUCAGGAAAGAAACCUUGAUACCUUGCAUAAUUUUGUGUCCCGUGCUACUGGAGAGCUUAUCUGGCUGAAUGAAAAAGAAGAGGAGGAGGUUGCAUACGACUGGAGUGAAAGAAACUCCAAUAUAUCAAGAAAAAAGGAGUACCAUGCAGAUUUAAUGAGAGAACUUGAGCAAAAGGAAGAAGUUAUUAAAUCAGUUCAGGAAAUAGCAGAGCAGCUUCUCCUUGAAAAUCACCCUGCAAGGCUAACUAUUGAGGCCUAUAGAGCUGCAAUGCAGACACAGUGGAGCUGGAUUUUACAGCUUUGUCACUGUGUUGAACAACACUUGAGAGAAAAUGCUGCUUAUUUUGAGUUUUUCAAUGAUGCCAAAGAAGCCAUGGACUACUUAAAAAAUUUAAAAGAUGCCAUACAACGAAAGUACAGUUGUGAUAGGUCCAGCAGCCUCCAUAAACUGGAAGACCUUGUUCAGGAGUCCAUGGAAGAAAAAGAACAACUCUUGCAGUACAAAAGCACAGUAGCUGGCCUUGUGGGGAAGGCAAAGGCAAUAAUUCAGCUGAAGCCAAGGAAUCCUGAUAGUCCACUCAAAACAUCCAUCCCAAUUAAAGCCAUCUGUGACUAUAGACAAAUUGAGAUAACCAUUUACAAAGAUGAUGAAUGUGUGUUAGCGAGCAACUCCCAUCGUGCCAAAUGGAAAGUCAUUAGUCCAAGUGGUAAUGAGGCCAUGGUUCCAUCUGUGUGUUUUACAGUUCCUCCACCAAACAAAGAAGCAAUAGACACUGCAAACAGAAUUGAACAGCAUUUUCAGAAUGUCCUCGCCCUUUGGCAUGAAUCACAUAUAAAUAUGAAGAGUGUGGUUUCCUGGCACUACUUGACAAACGAAAUUGAAACUAUUCAAGCUGGUAAUGUUGCUUCGAUAAAGACAAUGUUGCCAGGGGAACACCAACAUGUUCUGAGCAAUUUACAAUCCCGUUUUGAUGACUUUCUGGAAGAUAGCCAGGUCUCCAAAAUCUUUACAAGCUCAGAUAUAGCACAACUGGAUAGGGAGGUUAAUGUCUGCAAGCAGUACUAUCAGGAGCUUCUUAAAUCUGCGGAAAGAGAGGAGCAGGAGGAAUCCAUUUACAAUUUGUACAUCUCAGAAGUAAAAAACAUCAGACUUCGCUUGGAGAACUGUGAGGACCGUUUGAUCCAACAGAUUCGGACUCCACUGGAGAGGGAUGACCUACAUGAAAGUGUAUUUAGGAUCUCAGAGCAGGAGAAGCUAAAGAAAGAGAUGGAUCGACUCAAAGAUGAUUUGGAAAUAAUUACAGAGAAAUGCGAAGAGUUUUUCAGUCAAGCUGCCGGUUCACCUUCCGUCCCAACUCUGCGUUCUGAGCUCAAUGUUGUCAUUCAGAACAUGAAUCAGGUUUACUCCAUGUCUUCCAUUUACAUAGAAAAGUUAAAAACUGUAAAUUUGGUGCUGAAAAAUACUCAAGGAGCAGAAGCACUAGUAAAACUUUAUGAGACCAAACUGUGUGAAGAAGAAGCAGUAACUGCUGACAAGAAUAAUAUUGAGAACCUUAUGGGUACAUUAAAGCAAUGGAGAUCUGAAGUGGAUGAGAAAAGAGAGGUAUUCCAUGCCUUAGAAGACGAACUGCAGAAAUCCAAGGCGAUCAGUGAUCAAAUGUUUAAAACUCAUAAGGAACGUGAUCUUGACUUUGACUGGCAUAAAGAGAAAGCUGAUCAGCUGUUUGAAAGAUGGCAAAAUGUUCAUUCUCAGAUUGAAAACCGGUUGCGUGACUUAGAGAGUAUCAGUAAAUCUCUAAAAUAUUACAAAGAUACUUACCAUACAUUGGAUGCUUGGAUUCAGCAAGUGGAAGAUACUCAGCGAAAGAUUCAAGAAAACCAACCAGCAAACAGCAAAGCUUUGGCUAAACAACUAAACCAACAAAAGAUGCUGGUUUCUGAAAUUGAAAUGAAACAAAAUAAGAUAGAUGAAUGCCAGAAAUAUUCAGAGCAAUAUUCAGCUUCAGUAAAGGAUUAUGAACUACAAACAAUGACGUACAGGGCUAUGGUUGACUCACAACAAAAAUCUCCAGUGAAACGCCGGAGAAUGCAAAGCUCAUCUGACUUCAUUAUACAAGAGUUCAUGGAUUUACGAACACGCUAUACUGCCUUGGUGACUCUGAUGACCCAGUAUAUUAAAUUUGCUGGUGAUUCUUUGAAAAGACUAGAAGAAGAAGAGAAGUCAAUGGAAGCGGAAAAGAAAGAACAUGUUGAGAAAGCUGGGGAUUUACUGAAAUGGGUGUCAGACAUCAGCAAGACCCUCAGCAAGGGAGGAGGAGAAAAGGCUGAAAAGGCAGACUUGCCUAAGCAGCAGAUUUCCUCUGAUGAAAUAGCCACCAAGAAAGAACAAAUAUCAGAGGCUUUGCAGACCACACAGUCAUUUUUGGCUAAACACAGUGAUAAAAUGACAGAUGGAGAGAGAAGUGAAAUGGAAAAGCAAGUGAAAUCCCUACAAGAAGGUUACAACCUGUUAUCUAAUGAAUCUUUGAAACAACUGCAGGAGUCACAGCAUUUAGUUGAUGAAAAGAUGGACGAAAAGGUGGAUAAAGUUAUUGCUGGUGUCAUUGAUCAAACAACAGGAGAAGUCUUUUCAAUCUUUCAGUCUGUUUUAAAAGGUCUAAUUGACUCUGAUACUGGCAUUAGAUUGCUUGAGAAUCAGCUGAUUUUAUGUGGCCUAAUUUCACCUCAACUAGGAAAAUAUUUUGAUCUUGAAGAAGCAAAAGGCCACGGUCUUAUUGACGAACAAACUCAAUUGCAACUACAGGAAUUAAAUAAUGCUAAGAAAAUUAUUUCAGAGUCAUCAUUCACAAGUCUUCCAGCUGUAGCUGCUUUAGAACAAGCUGUAAUUCCAGAGACUCUUGCCAUUAAAAUUCUUGAGAUUCAGCUUUCCAGAGGGUAUGUAGUUAUGCCAGCUACGGGGGAGCAAUUCACUUUGCACAAAGCUUUCCAGAGAAACCUGAUUUCUGCAUCUUUAUUUUCAAAACUUUUGGAAAGGCAAGACAUGUGCAAAGAUCUCAUAGACCCCAACACUGCAGAAAAAAUUUCCCUGGAGGAGAUGGUUCAGAGAAGCAUAAUAAGUGAAGAAACAGGAUUAAGACUUCUACCUGUAAGACCACAAGAAAGAGGUAGAAUAACACUAAAAUGUGGAAGGAAAAUAAGUAUUUUGAGAGCAGCACACGAAGGUCUGAUAGACCGUGAAACCAUGUUUCGCUUGCUGGGGGCUCAACUACUAGCUGGGGGGAUCAUAGAACCUGACUCGGGGCAGAGAAUGACUGUGGAGGAAGCCAUGAAACAAGAGUUUAUUGAUCAGAACACUGCAUGUGGUAUUCUGACUCACCAGAUUCAGACUGGUGGGAUAUUAUCUUCAAAUUCAUCCAAACGCUUAACUGUAGAUGAAGCCAUACAGUGUAACUUAAUCUCAUCUAGUAGUGCCCUCUUGGUACUAGAAGCACAAAAAGGCUUCGUUGGCCUCAUCUGGCCACAUUCUGGUGAAAUAUUUCCCAUAUCUACUUCUUUAUAUCAAGGAAUGAUAACCAAUAAACUGGCAAACAAAAUAUUAAAUGGCAGGCAGAAAAUAGCUGCGCUUUAUAUCCCAGAAACUUGCGAAGUACUAAGUCUGGAUAAAGCUGCACAGUUAGGGGUAAUAGAUGGUAAUACUCUAUCUGUUUUGAACAAUGUAAUCUUACCUGACAAAAUGCCUAACAUGGAGGAUUUAGAGUCCUCUUGUAAAAAUACUGGAAGAUGGUUAUCAUCUUAUGAAUUCCAGCCAUCUGCAUUUCAUGACUAUAGGCAGGAACAAGAAGUUUCAAGUACAGAAGAGCCCAUGCCUCAUAAUUUAGAACAAACUAAAAAAUUAUUCAUUUCUUAUCUGAUGAUAAAUAGUUGUAUAGAUGCAAACACAGGGCAAAGACUUUUGUUAUAUGAUGGAGACCUGGAUGAAGCUGUGAGCAUGUUGUUGGAAGGUGAAGUUUCUGCCUCCAGGACUGAGGUGGCAGAAGGAGGAUUUAAUAACACAUGUGUAAACUCAAAAAGAAUUGAUCUGAAACUACCUGACAAUGUCAUGUUUAAUAACGUCAAAAGCAAUAUCCUGGGUGAGUACACAGAUGUACAGAAUACUUUCAGUGACAGCAACUUAAAGCUUCCUGAAGAAGAUAUUCAGAAUUAUAAAUGUUCAGAGAGAAAUGAUUUUCACAGUAGAGCAAAUUUCUUUAAUGCUAAUGUUUAUGAACAGUCAGAAUGUACAUUGAAUUCUUUGAUGCCUACACCUGAAGCAGGUUCUGGAAAUAUAGUGGGUAGUACUCAAAACCUUGAAAAAGAGAAUACAUUAAAAAGUUCUCAAGAGAAUCCUGAACAAACACAGAUGACACAGAGUGAGCAAGUGUAUCAGCAAGCAAACUCUGGAGAUAUAGAAAGGCAUCUUCCAAAGUACUCACAAGGAAUUCUUACUUCAAGAAUACAUGAAGACAAAAACAGUAUACCUGAUGGAAGAGAGAGCCUGGAUAGGGAAAGCAAGACUUUUAAAACCUUAGAAAAUUCCUUGGAUGUAAAUGAUUUGUCAGUUAAAAAUGAAGUCACUGCUCUUCAAGAAAAUAAUCCAAAUUGUGCUCCACACAUUUUACAGUUUGAUGAUAAGAGUAUGUUAACUGAUCAAGAUAUGAAAAAAUGUGAUUUUCAGGGCAGUUUCAAUUCAUUCGGCCACACAGGUAUUGAAAACAGACUUCUAGGAGAACUUUCUGGUAAAGAAUUAGAGACUCAUGUUGUUUGUAAUGAGAAUAUGCAUGGUAAACCACAGUCUGCAGAGAAUGAAUAUGCCAUGCCAUCCAUUGAGGACUGUACCAUUAUGUCAGAUGGAGACAGUACUGACACACAUGAGGGGCCAUUGCUAGGAGAUAGUACCAGCAUUCAUGGUGGACCACUUUUGGGAAACAAUAUCAACUUGAAUGGUGGUCUACUUCUAGGGGGAAGCAAUGGUGUUUAUAGCAGGCUACCACUGGGAGUUAAAAGUUAUGAAUGUGAUGAUUUGGUGCUGGGAGAAAGUGAGGGUACUCCACAAUUUGAAAAUAGUUACUGGCAGCAUGAAGGUGACAACGAUGCCUACGAGACUCCUGAAGUUGAUGAUGAUGAUGAUGAAUCCUACAGCACUCCUCAGGUUGAUGAUGAUGAUGAUGAUGAGGCAUAUGACACUCCUCAGGUUGAUGGGGAUGAUUCCUAUGAUUCCCCUCAAAUUGGUGAUGAUUAUGAUACCUCUCAGCUUGAGGACGAUGAUACCCCAGAGCCUGACAACACAACUGUAGGUGUCCAAGAAGAAAGAGAGGUGCUAGUGAAUAUGAAGGAAGAAUUAAACGCUUUUCAAGAAGACAUGAGUAAAUUUGGAGAUUGUAACCUGUGCGUUAGUGAACAGAUAGAUUCCUGUGAGAUUAUAACUAUGGCCUCCUUAAGUGCUGGCAUGGUGGAAGCUAUAUCUGAAGAGACAGAAAGAACAGAGAAUGUAAUAGAGAAGGCGAAGACACUACCAGUCAUGAUAGAGAGUGAAGAAAGUGAGGAGAGCAACAUUAGUCCCUUGUUAAAGUUGCAUGAAGCUGAAUUGCAAGGAGACAGAUAUGAGGAAUAUGAAAUACAAACAAACAGUGACUCUAAUGAGGAUGAGCAUGAAGGAAUGCAGGAGGAGGAAGAGGAAAAUUAUGAUUAUAUGGAUUAUGAUAGUGGUAGUUAUGAUGAUAUUGAUGAUGAUGACGAUGAUGAUGAAGUAAUGGAUGUUUAUUACUCACGGUAUCAGAAUAAAAAUGGUAUCCAGCUGUUUGUUCCUUCCAAAGAAAUGGAAGGUAGUGAUGAAUGUAAUCAGAAUAUUGAUACCUUGGAUAGUUAUCUUCCUUUAAAACAUUUAGUAGGUGAUAAUAUUUUGAAGUUAGAUUCCAACCGUCAAAAUGGUAACCCAUGCUCUGAAAAGUAUAGUUUAGAAAAGCAUAAUGUAUCCAAUGUUUCUGAAGAAGGAAGUCUUGAUCUUACAGAAAAAGCCAAAGAGGAAAGACAACAAGGAAUUGAAAGUGCUUUUAAGAAUUGCAUAGAAAGAAAAGGAAUCUUAGAAGACAUCACUGAAAAUAUUUACCCUGAAAACAUCAUUGGCACUGAAUAUAUGUUACUGAACAGUGAAAAAAGUAACCUCACACAGCAUAAGUCUCUAACUUCAGAUCUUGACAUAAAUGAUGCCAUAGCAACAGACCUUGUAACCAUUCAGAAGGGAUCUGCAUGUGCAUCCCCAUCUGCUAUUGCUAAGCAAGCUGCUGCUGCAAACAUUCAGACUCAAAAAGACUUACUCCCUUCAGAAGAUCUGUUACCUGCUCACAUCAUAACUGAGAACGAUAGCAAUGUAUCUGUGCCAUGUUCAAAUAAUGAGCAGAGGCAGAACAUACUUACAGAGCAAAUAUCAAAUUAUGUAAAGGUAAAUUCAUCCCAAAUGGAUAAUAUAAUCAGACACGUGCCUUAUGUGAAUGACAGUAAUAGUCUAGGUUCUCUCUCUGACUUAGUACACCCAGUCACAAAUAAAGAACUUGAUCAAAUAGGAAUAGGUAUUGAAAAUUCUAAACAAAAUAUAAAUAUAGUGACUAUUAAAAAGGAAAGUCAUAUCCAGGAAUUAAAUAAAAGUCCCAUCCACAUGGAAAGCCUGGGAGAAAUAUUUGAUUCAUCUAUUAGAAUUAGUAGUGAAAUUGCUGUUUCAAGUGAAGGAAAAGUAAGUGUUGGACAAGCUUCAAGUAAUGCUACAUCAGGACAACACAGUGACUUUGAUACUGUGAAAUCAGAUGAAUUUAUGCAAGAGUUUGACCUUUCUGCUUAUUUAAAACAAUGUGCAAAAGACAUAAAAGCAAAAGAUAUUUCAGAACUGAAUAAGGCUGAUUCUUGUUAUAUUAAGGAAGGGGAAACUGAUGAGAAUUAUAUAUGGAAUGGAAAAGAGUUAGUGAUAGCUGACUGUAUUUUUGAUGGGGGAUCAGUGCAUCCAAAAGAAUUAAACUCUAAAGCUCAAUCCUCUCCCCUGACAGCUACAGUAAAAGCCAAGGGAAUUAGUAUUACCAAAGAAAACAGUGCUUCGGUCUGUCAAGAAACUGAUAAAGUUCUUAACGACACUUCAGAAAUUGGUAUAAUGUUCAGUCAUGAAUUUGCCUUUAAGAAAGCUGACCCUGUAGGAUGUAUUGAGAAUGUCCAGGAGUUUGAGGACAGGUCUGAAACCAGAUAUUCUGGAAACUAUAGAGGUGCAGCAGACUUUUCUUCUAUACCUUUGGGUAACACAGGUGACAACUUGGAUAAUGUUGUGCAGAAGGAAUGUGAACGACUGAUUUGUUGUAGUGAUGCAAAACACAUUAGGGAGCAUAAUACUUUAGCCAACAAAACCACUUCAAUUGAAAAUGGUGCCAGGAAAGAAAAGACUGUUGAAUCAUUAACUAAAGAAGUGAUGCUUCCCAAAGACUUGCAAGUAGAGGAAGGUAUAUCACAUUCUCCUGACACACUAAUUGAAGAUUUAAAGAAUAUUUUAAGAAAGAAGUUGAAAGAUGGCCAUGUUUUCUGCAAGCAGGAAGGUGAACCUUUAAAUUACUCUGACACAAAACUUUUAAUGCAAAAUUUACUUAAAAUGAUUAGUUGCACAAAUGUGGAGGAUAAGACUUCCAGUGAGUCAAAUCGCAAACAAACAUGUAGUGACAUUAGCACUAUCCUAGUGGCUACUCCAUCAUGCAUAGAUCAAAAGGACUAUAAUAAUCUUCAGUUAUCUUGGUCUGAUAACAGAAGUCCUGACCUCCUCCUUGAUAUAUUGAAACAAAACCAUUGCAACCAAAAUACUGAAAAUCCAUGCAAAACAAGUGAACACCAAAAUGAAAGAGGCCAGGAGAUAAAAGUUACAGCUCCAAAACUUAUUACUUCUCAACUUGAACAGAUCUUCCAAAUACCACCUGGAGAUGAAAGUUCAUACACAUUAAAGGAAUUGAUAAGUGAUUUAGCAAAAGACUUGUUUUCCAGCUCACGAACUGCUGAUAUCUCUGCAGAUGAUGAGUAUGUAAGCAAAGCAGAGGAGCUAUGUACUCUUUUCUCAACAGAGUUGACAGAAUUUGGAUCAGAAACUCUCAGAGGGAAUCCACUAUUUCACAGCACAAGUGUUAUUUUGAAAAAUGACCAGCAGCCUGAGAAGUCAGACUGUUUGUCCAAAAGCUUUUCUGAGGAUGCUCUGAAAAUGAAAGAAGUUUCCCCAGGAAAUAACCCAUCAGGCGUGUUGUUCAGUGGAGUACAGCCGAGUUUAAAGUAUACAGAGAAACUACGAGAACAUUUGAUAGUGGUUCAUGAUAUGAAAUUCCACUUAGAUAAUCAGCAGCCCAUUAGUAACAACUUGGAAAUGCUAAAAGUCCAGCUUGAACAAUUAGAGUCAUUUGAAUCAGGGCUGGCUACUUUUGCUGUUGUUCUAAAAAAAGAUAUGAAGUUAACAGAAGAGUUUUUAAAGUCUUUGCACAAAGAUGCUCACAAAGAACAACUUAAAGAGCUAAAAAUGACAUAUGAAUAUUUACAGAAGGCCUUUUUUGUGGUCUGUGAUAUUUCUUCAAAGCGUGCAAAACAAAUUGUCUUUGCUGUUGACUCUGAAAUGGCUAAGCUUGCAAUAAUGCACCAGGAACUUUUAAGUAGACUUCAGAAGUUUUCAGACUGGAUCACAAAAAACAGUAAAACUGUAAACAACCUGACCAUUAAUCCGAGUGACACAGAAAAUGUGAAGCAAAAUUUACAACUACUCAAGAACACUUCAAAAGAACUUGGCUGUAUGAAGACACAACUGGACUCCAUAGCAUUUGAUGUUCAGUUCUUUAUUUCUGAACAUGCCCAGGAUCUUUCUCCUAAUCAGAGCAAACAGCUGUUGAGGCUCCUAAAUAGUACCCAAAAGUGUUUUCAGGAAGUACAGGAAACAAUCACAUCUCAAAUGGAAAGUUUAGAGAAACUGUUAUGGACAGCACAAGAUCUUGGUGAUCAGAAGGAUGUGGCUGAGCAGCAGCAGGCAUGCAAGGAGAAGCUACAGGAAAUGUGCGAUCUCUUUACACAAAUAGAAAAUCGGCUCAUUGGUCACCAAGAAGCUCUUGUUAUUGGAGACAGCAAGGCUGAGUUAAAACAAUACCAAACCAAACAAGAGGAGUUACAGAAAGAUAUGCAGGCAAGUGCACAGGCGUUGGCAGAGAUUGUGAAAAACACCGAGAUGUUCUUGAAAGAAAAUGGAGAAAAGCUGUCACAAGAAGAUAGGACUGUUCUUGAGCAGAAACUUAAUGAAGCUAAGACAGAAUGUUUGCUGCUUAGCCAGAAGGCAGAAGAGUCCAAAAAAGAGCUGGAUAAAGCUGUGACAACAGCUAUUAAGCAAGAAACAGAAAAGGUUGCUGCCAUUGAACAACUGGAAGAGAGCAGAAAUACAAUAGAAAAUCUCUUGGACUGGCUGUCAAAUGUGGAUAAGGCUUCAGAUCAUGGGGAUGAGAAAUGGACCCAGGCAAUAGAACAGAAUGGAACCCAUUUUAAAGAACAGGAUAUAAAACUUUUGGAGGGAGAAGAAGAUGAAGUCAAUGGUAACCUAUUGGAACUUCAGCGACAGACUGAAACCCAUGUAGAUGGCAGAGUAAAACCCACAGACAGUAACCUGAACCAGCAGUAUCAGAAAGUGAAGGCUCAGCAUGAGAAAAUUAUUUCUCAGCAACAGGCUGUUAUAAUAGCAACUCAGUCUGCCCAAGCAUUACUUGAGAAACAAGGCCAUUACCUCUCCCCUGAAGAAAAAGAGAAGAUGCAAAGGAACAUGAAAGAACUGAAAGUCCAGUAUGAAACCGCGUUAGCUGAAUCAGAACAGAAAAUGAAAUUAACACACUCUCUGCAGGAGGAACUUGAAAAAUUUGAUACAGACUAUAAUGAGUUUGAAAACUGGCUACAGCAGUCAGAACAAGAACUCAAAAACCUAGAGGCUGGUGCUUCUGACCUCUCUGGUAUCAUGACCAAGCUGAAAAGACAGAAGAGUUUUUCAGAAGAUGUUAUUUCUCACAAAGGUGACUUACGGUACAUUUCAAUUUCUGGACAGAGGGUGUUAGAUGCUGCUAAAUCUUGUGGCAAAAAAGAUGGUGUCAAAGUUGACAAAGAUGGUAUUGAUACUUCGUCUACUUACACAGAGGUGCAAAGUAAACUGGACGGUGCUUCAGGGCGUUUCAAAUCUCUUUAUACUAAGUGUGGUAUCCUUGGAAAUAACCUUAAAGAUUUGGUAGAUAAAUACCAGCAUUAUGAAGAAGCCUCAUCUGGGCUUUUGUCAGGUCUACAGACCUCUGAAAUAGCUGUGAGCAAACAACUGUCUGAGCCAAUUGCAGUGGAUCCUAAAAACCUCCAAAGGCAACUAGAAGAAACCAAGGCUCUUCAGGGACAGGUGUCUAAUCACCAGGUUGCUAUAGAGAAACUGAAAAAAGCUGCUGAAGUGCUUUUGGAUACCAGGGGAACUUUACUGCCAGACAAAGAUGAAAUCCAGAAAACACUAGAUGACAUUGUUGGCAGAUAUGACAGUUUAUCCAAGUCUGUGAAUGAAAGAAACGAGAAGCUCCAGAUAACGCUGACUCGUUCCCUAAGUGUACAAGAUGGUUUGGAUGAAAUGCUUGACUGGAUGGGAGGUGUUGAAAAGAACCUUAAAGAAGAGGGUCAAGUGCCUUUGAAUUCUUCUGCUAUUCAGGAUAUCAUUAGUAAAAAUAUUAUGCUGGAACAAGAUAUUGCAAGUCGCCAAAGCAGUAUAAAUGCCAUGAAUGAAAAAGUGAACAAAUUCAUAGAAACAACAGAUCCAUCCACAGCAUCCUGUCUACAAGCUAAAAUGAAUGAGCUCUCUGUACGGUUUGCUGAAGCAAGUACCAGACACAAGGGGAGACUUGCAAAGAUGGAGGAAUUGAAGACCAAAGUGGAGUUGUUUGAAGGCUUGUCAAUAAAACUUCAGUCAUUUUUGGACAAGAAAACUCAGGCUCUCAAUGAGACUGAUGUUCCAGGAAAGGAUGUUACUGAAGUGUCUCAAUAUAUGCAGGAAACUAGUUCAGCGUUGGUAGAUCAUAAAAAAGAUCUCGACGUUUUGCAUCAACUUCUAGAGGAGCUUUCUGUCCAUGGUCUUCCUGGGGACAAGGCAUUGGCUUUAGAAAAGUUAAAUGCUUUGACAAAGAAGUUCAAGGAAGUGGAAGAGACUGUAAAGGAAAAAGAAGAGGAUGUAUCAUCUUGUCAGGAACAAAUGGAGACUUUCAAGCUCCUUGUAGAAUCUUUAAAGAAAUGGAUGAUAGAGACAACAGAUAGGAUUCCAGCUGUGCAACCAUCUUUAAAUACAGAGCAUUUAAAGAAACCAUUGGAAGAUAUUCGGAAAUUAGAAGAGGAAUGGACUUUAAAAGCACCUGAAAUUCAGAAAAUGAAUAACAGAGGAACAUCAUUAUGUAACUUAAUCUGUGCUGUGACCUCUCCUGCCAAAUCCAGGGCAGCUGCAAAAUCAGGUGGAAUAGUAUUAAAUGGUGAAGGAGCAGCUUCAGGUCUUCAGAGUUUCCUGACCAAUAAAGAGCUGACAGCUGUUCAACAGGCUAUGUCAGAUGUAAAUCACAGUUACGAAGAUUUAGGAGCUUUACUGAAGGAAAAUGUUUCAGAACUGGAAAGCAUGCUUUCAAAGAUUCAAAAUGUUCAACAAGAAUCAAACUCAGUGAUGCAGUGGAUACAAAAAAUGGAUAAGGCUUCUGCAAGCUGGGAAGCAGGCCCGACUGAUAGUGAAGCUGUUAGAACACAAGUAGAACAACAUAAGGUGCAGGUGACAAGAUGGCAGAAGGUGACGGAAUGGGCAGGAGGAGAGCUAUUUGAAUCAGAAUUGAAGCAAAAUGAAAAUAAAAUACAGGAGCUGAAGGACAAAGUGACAGAACUGUUGGAGAAGAAUCCCGAUUCUCCUGAGGCACCCAAAUGGAAACAGAUGUUAGAUAAAAUAGAUUCCAAAUGGAAGGAACUCAAUCAGGUUACAGCUGACAGACGACAAAAUCUCGAAGAGUCCUCAAAUUACCUGACCCAGUUCCAGACGACAGAAGCUCAAUUAAAGCAGUGGCUUCUAGAGAAGGAGCUCAUGGUCAGUGUGCUUGGACCACUGUCCAUUGACCCAAAUAUGCUGAAUACACAGAAGCAGCAGGUCCAGAUUCUGCUUAAAGAGUUUGAUACCAGAAAGCCUCAGUAUGAACAGUUAACCAUAGCUGUUCAGGGGAUACUGAAGAGACCAGGUGAACAUCCCCCUUCUCAUGAAAUUGUGAAAAAGCAACUGGCAGCUGUGGCACAAAAGUGGGACGGUCUAACAGGACAACUGAGUGACAGAUGUGGUCAAAUUGACCAUGCCAUUGUCAAAAGCAAAGAGUAUCAAAGCCUUCUGAGAAGCCUGUCAGAUAAGCUAAGUGCUUUGGAUAAUAAACUAAGCAGCAACCUGGCUGUGAGCACACACCCUGAUGCUAUGAAACAACAAUUGGAAAUGGCUAGAGAAGUGAAGCAGGAAAUAGAAGAGGAAAUGAAAAAUAUAAAAGUGGCUCAGGCCCUUUGUGAGGAGCUGUCAGCACUGGUUGGAGAAGAGUACUUGAAAGCGGAACUUACUAGGCAAUUGGAAGGCAUCUUAAAACCAUUUAUGGAUAUUGAACAGAAAGCAGGCAAUCAUGUUCAGCAACUUCAAUCAGCAUAUGCUACUUCUCAUCAGUUCCAGCAAAUGUCUAAGGACUUUCAGACGUGGCUGGACAAAAAGAAGGAAGAACUGAACCAGGGUCACCCUAUUUCAGCCAAGCUUGAUAUCUUGCAGUCAUUAAUUGGAGAGCAGAAAGAUUUUAAGCAGACCUUGUCUGACCAGAUUAGUUCCUAUGAAAAAAUUGUUGCAGAAGGUGAAAGUCUCCUACAGAAGACUCAAGGAGUUGACAGAGCAGAAUUGCAGUCUCAGCUGGGCCUGGUCAAAAGUAACUGGGAUGAAAUAAAUAAGCAAGCAAGAGAAAGGCAAGAUAAGUUAAAUGAUUGCCUGGAAAAAGCCCUCAUUUACAAACAGCAUGUAGAACACCUGCAGCCCUGGUUAGAGAAAUACCAAAAUAGCCUGUCUGAAGUAAGGAUUGUCAUAGAUCCUGUUGAAAUAGAGAAUUCUAUUGCUCAGGUGAAGGCCUGGCAAAAGGAUUUGGACAAACACCAUGGCAUGGUGGAAUCAUUAAAUAAUGCAGCUGACAGUUUGCUCAAUGCCAGUCAAACAGAUAAAGAAAGCAUUACAGAAGAGAAAGUGGCUUUGAACCAGAAAGUGGAUAUGGUCACAGAACAAUUACAUAGUAAGAGAGAGUCCUUGGAAAACAUGGCACGAAGGCUGAAAGAGUUUCAGGAAUCAUCCAGGGAAACCCAGAGGCAACUUAAAAGUGCUAAAGAGCAGCUGGAAACUCAUGAUGCUCUUGGACCCCAGGCUUGCAGUAACAAACACUUGACAAUGUUGCAGAGCCAGCAGAAAACACUUCAGACUUUAAAGCCUCAUGUGGACUUGGCAACAAAACUUGCCCAGGAACUGGUGGUAGAAGCUUCUGAUUCAAAAGGUGUUUCUGACCUCUUGUUGCAAGCUGACUCUUUAAAGCAAGACUACAAUACGGUCAGACAGCAGGUUGAAGACAAGUGUUCGUUCUUAGAGACCAAACUUCAGGGAAUUGGUCAUUUCCAAAACAACAUCAGAGAGAUGUUUUCUCAGUUUGCAGAGUUUGAUGAUGAGCUCGAUAGCAUGGGUCCAGCAGGAAGAGAUCUAGACACUCUGCGGUUACAAAGAGAGGAUAUCAAAAAUUUCCUCAAAAAGCUGGAAGAUCUUAUAACAAGUAACGAAAAUGCCAAUAAAACCUGUAAAAUGAUGUUAGCCACUGAAGCUUCUCCUGAUCUUGUUGGUAUAAAAAGGGACUUAGAGGCUUUAAGUAAACAAUGCAAUAAGUUACUGGACAGAGCAAAAGCCAGAGAGGAACAAGUGGAAGGAACUAUUAGUCGUAUUGAAGAGUUUUAUAGUAAAUUAAAAGAAUUGUCCUGUUUGCUUGGGGGAGCUGAAGAACAUGAAGAGUCUCAAGGUACUGUUGGAAUGGAAACAGACAUUAUUAAUCAACAGCUGAAUAUAUUCAAGGUAUUCCAGAAAGAAGAUAUUGAAACAUUGCAAGUGAAACAACAAGAGGUAAAUUGGUUAGGUCAAGGACUUAUUCAAAGUGCAGCGAAAAAUGCAAGCACCGAGAACCUUGAGCAUGACCUUGAAGAAGUUAACACACGAUGGAAGACUCUCAAUAAGAAGGUUGCUCAACGAGCUGCUCAGCUGCAAGAAGCUCUUCUCCGCUGCGGAAGGUUUCAGGAUGCCCUUGAAUCUCUGCUGAGCUGGCUCAUUGAUACAGAAGACUUAGUGGCCAAUCAGAAGCCCCCAUCUGCUGAGUUCAAAGUUGUGAAGGCCCAGAUACAGGAACAAAAACUUCUCCAAAGGUUAUUGGAUGACCGCAGACCUACCGUUGAAGUAAGCAAGCGCGAAGGGGAGAAAAUUGCAGAGUCAGCAGAAUCUGCUGAUAAAGUGAAAAUCUUGAAGCAGUUGAGUCUCUUGGAUAGUAAAUGGGAUGCAUUGCUCAGCAAAGCUGAAACAAGGAAUCGUCAGUUGGAAGGUAUCUUAGUGGUAGCACAGCAAUUCCAUGAAACUUUAGAACCCCUGGUUGAGUGGCUGACCACCACUGAGAAAAGACUUGCAAAUUCAGAACCCAUUGGAACACAAGCUUCUAAACUGCAGCAGCAGAUUUCUCAGCAUAAAGUGUUAGAAGAUGACAUCCUUACUCACAAUAAAAGUUUAUAUAUGGCCAUUAACAUUGGUCAGUCUCUUAAGAAUAUGAGCUCCAAAGAGGAUAAAGAUAUGGUGCAGGAAAAGCUAGAUUCUUCCCAAGCCCGUUACAUUGAGAUUCAAGAGAAGAGUAACAGCAGGUCUGAGCUGCUCCAGCAAGCCUAUUGCAAUGCCCAGAUUUUUGGGGAAGAUGAAGUUGAAUUGAUGAACUGGCUGACUGAAGUGCAUGACAAACUGAGCAAACUUUCAGUACAAGAUUACAGCACAGACUCACUCAUGAAACAACACACUGACCUGCUGGUGCUUCAGGAAGAGAUUCUGCUCAGAAAACAAAAUGUUGAUCAGGCUAUACAAAAUGGAUUAGAGCUUCUCAAACAAACAACAGGUGAUGAAGUUGUAAUAAUUCAAGAUAAAUUGGAAGGCAUUAAAGCAAGGUACAAAGAUAUUACUAAAUUGAGUUCUGAUGUAUCCAAGACUUUAGAGCAAGCUCUGCAGCUUGCAGAUCAACUGCAGUCCACUCACGAGGAACUCUGCAAAUGGCUUGACAAAGUGGAGGUGGAAUUGCUUUCAUAUGAUACUCAGAUCCACAAGGGAGACGAAUUAAGUGAAGCACAAGAAAAACAAAAAGAAUUGAAAAAAGAAGCAAAGAACAACAAAGGCUUAUUGGACACCCUCAAUGAAGUCAGCAGUGCCUUGCUGGAAUUGGUGCCGUGGAGGGCAAGAGAGGGGUUAGACAAAAUGGUGACUGAGGACAAUGAGCGAUACAGAUUAGUGAGUGACACACUAACUCAGAAGGUGGAUGAGAUUGAUGCUGCCAUUUUAAGAUCACAGCAGUUUGAUCAAGCAGCUAAUGCAGAAUUAGCGUGGAUUGCAGAAACAGAAAACAAAUUGAUGUCUCUGGGUGAUAUUAGGCUUGAGCAAGACCAGACCGCUGCUCAACUACAAGUUCAAAAGGCAUUUACCAUGGAGAUUCUGAGACACAAGGAUGCUAUAGAUGAGCUCAUUGAAACUGCGGAUGAGAUUAUGAACACAUGCACCGAAGAGGAGAAACAGUCCAUGAAGAGAAAACUGGAAAGCCUCUUACAGAAAUACGAUAUGGUCUGUCAAAUGAAUGCUGAAAGGAACCUCCAGCUGGAACGUGCUCAGUCCCUGGUUAACCAGUUCUGGGAGACUUACGAAGAGCUUUGGCCGUGGUUAACUGAAAUAGAAAUGGUCAUCUCACAGCUUCCUGCUCCAGCUCUUGAAUAUGAAAUUUUAAAGCAACAGCAAGAAGAGCAUCGGCAACUGCGUGAGCUGAUUGCUGAGCACAAGCCUCAUAUAGAUAAGAUGAACAAAACUGGCCCUCAGUUGUUGGAGUUGAGCCCAGAAGAAGGUUUCUGUAUCCAAGAGAAAUAUGUGGCGGCUGACACUCUUUACAGUCAAAUUAAAGAAGAUGUCAAAAAACGCGCUUUGGCACUGGAUGAAGCCAUUUCUCAGUCUACUCAGUUCCAUGACAAGAUAGAUCCAACGCUUGAGAGUUUGGAACGCAUAGCUGAACGUCUGAGGCAGCCACCUUCAAUCUCAGCUGAGGUUGAGAAAAUUAAAGAGCAGAUCAGCGAAAAUAAGAAUGUGUCAGUAGAUCUGGAAAAACUUCAACCCGUGUAUGAGACACUCAAACAGCGUGGGGAGGAAAUGAUAGCUCGCUCAGAGGGAGCUGAUAAGGAUGUAUCUGCUAAAGCUGUUCAGGAUAAACUUAAGCAAAUGGUUUUCAUCUGGGAAGAUAUCCAGGCCUUGGCGGAGGAAAGGGAGGCCAAAUUGCUGGAUGUGAUGGAUCUAGCUGAAAAGUUCUGGUGUGAUCACAUGACUCUUAUAGUCACUAUUAAAGAUAUUCAGGAUUUCAUCCGAGAACUGGAGGGACCUGGAGUUGACCCCUCUGUAGUCAAACAACAGCAAGAAGCUGCAGAGGCUAUCAAAGAAGAAGUUGAUGGACUGCAAGAAGAAUUGGAUACAGUGGUAAACUUAGGUUCUGAACUUAUAGCUGCUUGUGGUGAACCUGACAAACCUAUUGUGAAUAAGAGCAUAGAUGAGUUAAAUUCAGCUUGGGACACUCUAAACAAAGCAUGGAAAGAGAGGGUAGACAAACUUUCUGAAGCUAUGCAGGCUGCUGUUCAGUACCAAGAUGGUCUGCAGGCAAUAUUUGACUGGGUAGAUAUUGCUGGCAGUAAAUUGGCUUCAAUGUCACCAGUUGGAACUGAUAUAGAGACAGUGAAGCAGCAAACUGAGGAACUGAAGCAAUUUAAGAUGGAGGCUUAUCAACAGCAGAUAGAAAUGGAAAGGCUAAGUCAUCAAGCAGAACUGUUGUUGAAGAAGGUUACAGAAGAAAGUGAGAAGCACACAGUUCAAGAACCCCUCUCAGAGCUCAAACUGAUGUGGGUCAAGCUAGACGAGAAAAUAAUUAACAGACAGCACAAGCUGGAAGGUGCCUUGUUAGCUUUGGGACAGUUCCAGCAUGCCCUGGAUGAAUUACUGACAUGGCUGACGCACACAGAAGACCUGCUGAAUGAACAGAAACCUGUGGGUGGGGACCCCAAAGCUAUUGAAAUUGAACUUGCCAAACAUCAUGUGCUACAAAAUGAUGUGUUAGCUCAUCAGUCCACUGUGGAAACAGUUAAGAAAGCAGGAAAUGAUCUGAUUGAAUCAAGUGCUGUUGAAGAAGCAAGCAAUCUACAGAGCAAGUUGGAACUUUUGAAUCAGCGCUGGCAAAAUGUGUUGAAAAAAACAGAACAAAGGAAACAGCAGCUGGACAGUGCCUUGAUCCAGGCCCAAGGUUUUCAUGGUGAAGUUGAAGAUAUGCAGCAGUGGCUGACAGACACCGAACGGCAGCUGUUAGCAUCAAAACCUGUUGGAGGUUUACCAGAAACUGCAAGAGAGCAGCUUAAUACUCAUAUGGAUCUCUGUGCUGCCUUUGAAGCCAAAGAAGAGACGUACAAUUGCCUGAUGGAAAAAGGCCAGCAGAUGCUUGCAAGAUGCCAUGGGUCUGCUGAGACAAAUGUUGAGCAAGAUAUAAAUAAUUUAAAAGUAAAAUGGGAUUCAGUACAAACAAAACUCAGUGAAAGAAAGACCAAACUGGAAGAAGCCCUCAAUCUGGCUAUGGAAUUCCAUAACUCACUUCAAGACUUCAUCAACUGGCUUACUCAGGCAGAGCAGACUUUGAAUGUGGCUUCUAGGCCAAGUCUUAUCUUGGACACUAUCUUGUUUCAAAUUGAUGAACACAAGGUAUUUGCUACAGAAGUGAACUCUCACCGAGACCAGAUAAUCGAACUGGAUAAAACUGGAACCCAUCUGAAAUAUUUCAGCCAGAAACAGGAUGUUGUCCUUAUUAAGAAUCUACUGAUUAGUGUACAGAAUAGAUGGGAAAAAGUGGUUCAGCGCUUAGUGGAAAGAGGAAGGGCUUUGGAUGAUGCAAGGAAAAGAGCAAAACAGUUUCAUGAAGCCUGGAACAAACUUAUGGCAUGGCUGGAAGAAUCAGAAAAGUCAUUGGAUUCAGAGCUCGAAAUUGCAAAUGAUCCAGAUAAAAUAAAGAUGCAGCUUACACAGCAUAAGGAGUUCCAGAAAUCUCUUGGAGCCAAGCAUUCUGUGUAUGACACCACAAAUAGGACUGGACGCUCCCUCAAAGAGAAAACCACUCUGGCAGAUGACAAUUUGAAACUGGACGAUAUGCUGAGUGAGCUCAGAGACAAGUGGGAUACGAUAUGUGGAAAAUCUGUGGAAAGACAAAACAAACUAGAGGAAGCCCUGCUAUUUUCAGGGCAAUUUACUGAUGCUCUGCAGGCGCUCAUCGACUGGCUAUAUAAAAUUGAACCUCAGCUAGCAGAAGAUCAGCCAGUGCAUGGAGACAUCGAUUUAGUGAUGAACUUGAUUGAUAAUCACAAAGUCUUCCAGAAGGAGCUCGGGAAAAAGACAAGUAGUGUUCAGGCUCUGAAACGGUCUGCUCGAGAACUCAUAGAAGGCAGUCGAGAUGACUCCUCUUGGGUAAAGGUCCAAAUGCAGGAGCUAAGCACUCGCUGGGAGACCGUCUCUGCCCUCUCCGUAUCCAAGCAAACACGACUGGAACAGGCCCUCCACCAGGCAGAGGAAUUUCACUCUGUUGUGCAUGUUCUUUUGGAGUGGCUAGCCGAGGCAGAGCAGACCCUUCGUUUCCAUGGCAUCCUCCCAGAUGAUGAAGAGGCUCUGCGGACACUAAUAGAUCAGCACAGGGAAUUCAUGAGGAAGCUGGAAGACAAAAAGGCAGAACUAAAUAAAUCAGCAGGUAUGGGAGAAGCCAUCCUGGCUAUCUGCCACCCAGACUCCAUCACUACCAUUAAGCACUGGAUAACAAUCAUCAGAGCCAGAUUUGAAGAGGUAUUAGCAUGGGCAAAGCAACAUCAGCAGAGAUUGGCAGGAGCCCUGGCUGGAGUUAUUGCUAAGCAGGAAUUGUUGGAAGCCUUGUUGUCCUGGUUGCAGUGGGCAGAGACUACUCUUAGUGAAAAAGAUAAAGAGGUCAUUCCCCAAGAAAUCGAGGGAGUUAAAGCUCUCAUAGCUGAACAUCAGACAUUUAUGGAGGAAAUGACUAGAAAACAACCUGAUGUGGAUAAAGUCACAAAGAUCUACAAAAGGAAAGCAACUGAACCCACUCUAAUACAGUCUCAUAUUCCCGUGCUGGAUAAAGGGAGAUCAGGAAGAAAACGUUCCCCAACAACAGGCAUGUAUCCAUCAGGAGCACAGGCACAAAUUGAGACCAAGAAUCCAAGGGUGAACUUAUUAGUCAGCAAAUGGCAGCAAGUCUGGCUUCUGGCCUUGGAAAGAAGAAGAAAAUUGAACGAUGCUUUGGAUAGACUGGAAGAGCUGAGGGAAUUUGCAAACUUUGAUUUUGAUAUCUGGCGGAAAAAGUAUAUGCGAUGGAUGAACCAUAAGAAAUCUCGAGUAAUGGACUUCUUUAGGAGGAUUGAUAAAGAUCAGGAUGGAAAGAUAACAAGGCAGGAAUUUAUUGAUGGAAUUCUUUCAUCAAAAUUCCCUACCAGCCGACUUGAAAUGAGUGCUGUGGCCGAUAUCUUUGAUAGAGAUGGUGAUGGGUACAUUGACUACUAUGAAUUUGUAGCAGCACUUCAUCCAAACAAGGAUGCAUACAAGCCUCUUACAGAUGCUGACAAAAUUGAAGAUGAGGUUACAAGGCAGGUAGCAAAAUGUAAAUGUGCAAAGCGAUUCCAGGUGGAGCAGAUUGGGGAUAACAAAUACAGGUUCUUCCUGGGAAAUCAGUUUGGUGACUCUCAACAGCUGCGUCUUGUUCGCAUCUUGCGAAGUACAGUAAUGGUUCGCGUUGGAGGUGGCUGGAUGGCACUGGAUGAAUUCUUAGUGAAAAAUGAUCCUUGCAGGGUUCAUCAUCAUGGGAGUAAAAUGUUACGUUCGGAAUCAAACUCUUCAAUUACCACUCAGCCUACCAUAGCUAAAGGGAGGACAAACAUGGAGCUGCGUGAAAAGUUCAUUUUGGCAGAUGCUGCUAAUCAGAAUGUGGCUGCUUUCCGAGCGAGAGGUCGUAGAUCACGACCUUCUUCACGGGGUGCUUCUCCCAACAGAUCUACUUCUGUGUCAAGUCAGGCUGGACAGGGAGCUUCACCACAAGCGGUUGCUACAAGUAUACCCAAGACACCCCAUCAUUUAACACGCAAUUAUGGUAAACCAUGGUUGACAAACAGCAAAACGUCAACUCCUUCUAAACCAUCAGAGUCCUCAGAAUAUCAAGGGUCAUCUGCAGAGGGAACACCAAUACAAGGGAGUAAACUUAGACUGCCAGGAUAUCUGUCAGGGAAAGGUUUCCACUCUGGAGAAGACAACAGCCUAAUAUCAACAGCAGCUACCAGAGUUAGAGCGCAGUUUGCAGACACCAGAAAAACUCCAAGUAGACCUGGAAGCCGAGCAGGAAGCAAGGCGGGCAGUAGGUCAAGUAGCCGCCGAGGCAGUGAUGCAUCUGACUUUGACAUUUCAGAAAUCCAGUCUGUGUGUUCAGACAUGUCAGAGACUGUUCAUAGUGCAAGCAGACCACAGCCCCGAGCAGGUUCUCGGCCAACAUCAGCCAAGCCUUCUAAAAUUCCAACUCCCCAAAGGAGGCCACCAGUCAGCAAAUUGGACAAGUCCUCCAAGAGAUAAUGUGAUCUGCUCCAUAAAGGUCUUUGCCUUGUGCAUUAAAUAUUUAAGUUUGUAAGAUGUAAAAUAUUAUGUAGAAAUUAUUGUGAAAUAUUGCAAGAGGUGGAUUUUUAAUUCUGCAGAUGGCCUUAUUUGUGUAUUUGUUUUUAUUUUAUGUGUAUAAUUUUUGUCAGAUUUUGUUUGUUUCUGCCAUAUCCUGUG
Molecule: messenger RNA, 23947 nt
Organism: Pelodiscus sinensis (Chinese soft-shelled turtle)
Lineage: Eukaryota; Metazoa; Chordata; Testudines; Trionychidae
Source: RefSeq, a predicted model, not a curated record